Eruca vesicaria subsp. sativa (arugula) is the source of this 1521-nucleotide messenger RNA. The record is from the annotation of a GenBank genome assembly. Lineage: Eukaryota; Viridiplantae; Streptophyta; Magnoliopsida; Brassicales; Brassicaceae.
UAUGCUAAAGUUGCCCAUCCUCCUGUUGAUCAAAGUGAUUCAUCAUCUGUUUUGGAACUAUCUCUAGACAUGGUGACACUCAUGACUUUAGAAUAUGUCUUGAGGCUGUGUUGUUCUUCAUACUCUCAAAAUCAGCUUAAGCGACUGCUAUUCCCACUUGGCUGCGUUAAGAAGGUACUGGAGGAAGAAGAAGUUCGCAAACUUGCCACACAAUUUGAUUUGCCAAAUAAAGAUACAAAGGAUUCACAAGGAAUAUGUCUUCUUGGGAAGGAGAGAUGGAAGAGGUUAUAUUGGAAGCUGAAACUGGCGAUUUCCUCGGUAACCAUCGGGGGUUUUGGUUUUACACUAUUGGACAACGCCGAGGCUUGCGUUUACCCAGUGGACCCUGACAUGGCUAUACCUGCAGCUCUUGUAUUCAUCCCUGUUGGUGUCCUCUUCUUGCUCUCAGGCCUCAUCGUCAAUCUCAUUCAGCUUGUAUUCUUCAUACUUGUUCGUCCAUUCUCGAGAAACUUAUAUAGAAAAAUCAACAAAAACGUUGUGGAAUUGCUCUGGUUGCAGCUUAUAUGGCUGAUUGAUUGGUGGGCUUGUAUAAAGGUUAAUUUAUACGCUGAUGCAGAGACUCUAGAGUUACUUGGGAAAGAACAUGCACUUGUUUUAUCAAAUCAUAGAAGUGACAUUGAUUGGCUCAUUGGAUGGGUCAUGGCUCAGCGUGCAGGUUGUCUUGGAAGCUCUCUAGCUAUCAUGAAAAAAGAAGCCAAGUACCUUCCAAUCAUAGGUUGGUCGAUGUGGUUUUCGGAUUACAUUUUCUUGGAAAGAAGCUGGGAUAAAGAUGAGAAGACCCUCAAGGCAGGUUUUAAACGGUUUGAGGACUUUCCUACAACAUUCUGGUUGGCUCUUUUCGUUGAAGGAACUCGUUUCACUCAUGAGAAGCUUGUAGCUGCUCAAGAAUACGCCUCUAUCAGAAGCUUACCAUCUCCUCGAAACGUCUUGAUUCCUCGUACAAAGGGAUUUGUUUCGGCGGUGUCGCACAUACGGUCAUUUGUCCCUGCGAUUUAUGAUUGUACCUUAACCGUUCGUAAUAAUCAGCCUACACCAACUCUGCUUAGGAUGUUCAGUGGACAAUCAUCUGAGUUGAAUUUGCAGCUGAGACGUCACAAAAUGAGUGACUUGCCAGAAACUGAUGAUGGUAUUGCACAAUGGUGCCAAGAUCUAUUUAUCACCAAGGAUGCUCAACUUGAGAAAUACUUCACAAAAGACGUGUUCAGCGACUUGGAUGUUCACCAAAUCAAUCGGCCAAUCAAACCAUUGAUCGUGGUCAUAGUGUGGGUAUGCCUUCUUAUGUACGGUGGAUUCAAGCUACUUCAAUGGCUCUCCAUGGUAGCCUCAUGGGAGAUCAUUUGCUUGUUUGUGAUCAUUUUGGUGAUUGCAACUAUAACAAUGCAAGUACUUAUUCAGUCUUCUGAGUCACACCGUUCAACUCCUGCUAAGAAACCUCUACAAGAACAGCUUAUUUCUGCCUAG